AUGGAAGAACAAAUUCCCCAGAAAUCUGCUUCCAUGAGUAGCGAAGAACAGUCUCCGAAGUUUCCAACUUGCGAGACAAAAACAGACAAGAAUCAAAGUAUACAACAGCAGUUUUCAGCUUUCCAACAGCCUCACCAAAUCGACCCCUCGUCUUAUUCCACGCUUCAUGGAAGUCCUGUAUCCCAGAUGCCUUUUUAUCCACCACGCUACUACUAUCAGUAUUACCUUCCAAAUACAGCUAGCCUUCCUUCAUCUGUCUUGAGCUCGUGUGGAAUUUAUCCCAAUGUACCUCCGAGUGACGGAGUAAAUGACUGUCGACCGAAGGACAAGCGUCGACGUUGCAGAACUGUCUUCACUCAAGAACAAUUGUCUAUCCUUGAAGCAGGGUUUAACGAACAACAUUACCCUGAUGGUAAACUACGUCACACUAUCGCUACUAAGAGUGGCUUGGCUGAGGACCGUGUUCAGGUGUGGUUCCAGAACAGACGAGCAAAGGAGAAGCGUUUGUUAGAGGAAAAGAAACAGAGCUCCAUGCCAGAACGAAAAGAAGAGAGCGACCACGAGACUAUAAAUGCCAUUCAGACAAUCGUUAGUUCAGACGCAAUCGUUCGUGACGAAAAUGUAUGCGCGGUGGAACAGAUAAAGGAUACUAUGUAUGAUAAUACAGAGUCAUACGGAGGAAGUCCCCAGGAGACUUUCCUGAUUGACAGCCAUCAAUCAAACAAGCAACUACUAAUGACACCAUGCAUGGAUGUAGCCUCAAGUCAAAGCGCCAAUUCCUCCACCACAGCCAACCCAGUCAGUACGACUGAACAGACCGUUCUCGAAAACUCUUACAAUGAAGGUGAUUUAACGGAAGCCUACUCGUUGGGAUCUUCAUCUCAAAAUCUUCCAAGAUAUAUUUUUAGCUCAUAUUCUUCGACAAGUCAUGAUGGAGCACUAGAGACUCCGGUGCGAUGUCAUCUCGUAACCGAUACCAACGAACAAGGAGAACUUACCGAGCUUGUUGUUAUGGACACUGGAAUCCAGUCAAGUGCGGAUGGUGUCAGUCAUUCGUUCGAAAACCGAUACGACGCAUACACAGAAAACCACGUAAUAGAGGAAAUUUGA
Molecule: messenger RNA, 1110 nt
Organism: Actinia tenebrosa (Australian red waratah sea anemone)
Lineage: Eukaryota; Metazoa; Cnidaria; Anthozoa; Actiniaria; Actiniidae
Product: homeobox protein ceh-37-like
Source: RefSeq, a predicted model, not a curated record